AUGGAUGGCGACAAAACCCGAGGUCAAGGGUAUACUGAUGAUGUCCGAGGUCAAGGGCUUAAUAGGCACGAUGUCGGAGGUCAAGGACUAGUUGACGGAACCCGAGGUCAAGGAUAUACUGAUGAUGUCCGCGGUCAAGGAAUUAAUAGUCACGAUGUCCGUGGUCAAGGACUAGUGACUGAUGGAACCCUAGGUCAAGGGUAUAUUAAUGAUGUCCGAGGUCAAGGACUUAGUAGGGGCGCAGGCAGCACAGUUUACUGA
Arctia plantaginis is the source of this 261-nucleotide messenger RNA. NCBI's taxonomy places the organism in Eukaryota, Metazoa, Arthropoda, Insecta, Lepidoptera, Erebidae. The record is from the annotation of a GenBank genome assembly.